Molecule: messenger RNA, 1665 nt
Organism: Diachasmimorpha longicaudata
Lineage: Eukaryota; Metazoa; Arthropoda; Insecta; Hymenoptera; Braconidae
Product: protein takeout-like
Exons: 4
Coding region: 205-1002 (265 amino acids)
Source: RefSeq, a predicted model, not a curated record
AGUUGAUAAAACCCAAAAGCAGGAGUUACCAAUAACUAGUUUUAAUUUUUUUCAUAGGAUUAACCGUCAAAAUUAUGAUACAGUUGACGUAAAACAGUGAAAACCGCCGAACUCUCAGUUUCAUAAAUAAUAUCAAUUUAGUGAUAGCAAUUAGGACAUUAAAAAUUCGGUUAAUUAAUUGAAAGUCAUUGGAUUGGGAUUGAGAUGAUUGUUGUGGGGGUUAUUAUGCUCCUGGGAUUUCCCUGGAGUGCAAUCUGUCAAGAUGUCAAAAUUGUGGAGGCGCCGAAGAAUCCGGGUGACAGUGAGCCGGACUUCGUCACGCCUGAGUACAUUCUACCAUGCAGCCGAAGCGAUCCAGCGAUCGACACGUGUAUACAAAAGUCUUUCAAUCACUUGAAACCGUACCUCAUUCAAGGUAUCCCGGAGCUUGAACUACCCCCCAUCGAACCCCUGACAAUUCCUCGACUGGGAAUGGAGAACGGACAAGGUGCUGUUCGCGUAAGCGCUUUGUUCUCAAACAUCACAGCAAUUGGACCCGGAAAUUACACGGUUGGAAGGGUCCGGGUGGACCUCCGGAACCUGCGGCUUAACCUACAUCUCACUAUUCCCAAGAUCGAGCUUCAAGGCCACUACGAGGUCGCCGGGAACGUGCUACUUUUUCCGAUUCAGAGCCAGGGUAACUUCUGGGCGUUAUUCGGUGAUGUUGAAGCCAUUGCUCGAGUCCAGGGUGUCGAGGAGGUGCGCGAGGGGGUGCGUUACAUGAGAAUCGCUCGACUCCUCGUCGACUUCACCCUGGGACGUGCACGUUUUCGUGUGGUUGACCAGCUGAAUGGUAACAAUGUAAUUGGUCAGGCAAUGAAUCAAUUUUUAAAUCAAAAUGCCAAGGAAAUUAUUGAGGAAAUGAGACCCGCAGCGAGUGCCAGUAUUGCAAAACACUUCAUGUCAUUUUUGAAUACGGCAUUUACCAAAGUACCACUGAAGGUCUGGCUCCAUGACACGUGAAUGUCCACCAUCUCUCAUAUUUUAUUGUUCUCGUGAAUUUAUUGGACUUUAGAUUUAUAGCUAGAAUAGUUCUCGUGAGUCUGUGAAUAUUUGUGUUAUAUUUUUCAUCGUAAAUAUGGAGAGAAAUGAUCAGUAAAAAUUACGUAACGAUUCACGCAAUCGGUGAAGGAGGAAAAUUUUUGGAUGUUGAAUAAUUUUGGCAGAACUGCGGGGUAAUUUUGACGUUCGAGAGGGUUUUUUUUGACGAACAGGUGAGCCAGGCCUUACUCGUGGUCGAUUGGGCAUUUUUGGGCCACCAGGGGGAGGGGAAAUAAUGUCCAAGGGCCCAAGAAAGUGUGGAAGGUGAUAGAACAAGGUUUUUUUUCAAAUAUAAUUUUUUUUCCACUUCUCAAUCAUUUUUUUACAAUAAAAAAAAUUAUGGCUCAGUCCCCUCUACCCCGGGACUGUAAAUUUCAGUUCUGUAAUUAAUUAAUAAUUUUUUCAGGUAGUUUUUAUUGAUUAUUUCCCUUCAUGAAUAUCUGUAUUACCUAUCGUACUUAAUUAACUUAUAAAUUCUAGAAAGUGUUUCUCCAUUUUGUACAAAAUAAAUUUUCAUUCGAAUUGUAUCUGUAAUUAAGGAAUGUUGAAAUUUUGUAUUACAAAUAAACAAUGAAAAAAAAAAUG